AUGGCGCUCAACGAGAUCAGCAUUGAAGAUAUCCAGAAAAUUGAACCCAAAGGACAAGAUGAGGGAAAGGCAUUGCGGGGCCUCCCAACACUAGCACGCUGGUACAUCGACACUCGCGAAUGGGACACCAAAGGCCUGGACCUCCCGCUCCUAGAAACAUUACGCCCCCACGAACAAGAGGCCGUAAAGCGAUUCUACCACACCGCAGACAAACGCAUGUCCUUAGCCUCACACCUCCUGAAAUACUUCUAUAUUCACCAUGUCUACGGCAUCCCAUGGAAGACCAUCAUUCUCAGCCGCACUGAUCCACCCCAGCGCCGCCCAUACUUCAAAUCCAGCACAGCGAACAAAAUCGAGUUCAACGUCAGCCACCAAGCAUCUCUUACAAUUCUCGCCGGAACCGUCGAGCCAGAUGGUUUGCAGCUCCAGAAGCUAGCAGCUGCACAUAUCCCAGGAGAACGACCCCAGGUCGGCAUCGACAUAACAUGCGUCAACGAGCGCAAACCAAUCACAACAUACGCAGCGCUAAUUGAACACGUCGAUAUUUUCAGUGAAGUAUUCUCAAUGCGCGAACUCGACACAAUGAAAAAACCACAAUUGGUCCUAUCCCAAGCUCAGAAACUGGGCUAUGCCCGGAACUUCUCAUUUCAUCGUGAAGACGACGUUGUCCGCUUCGGGCUUCGUCUCUUUUACUCAUACUGGGCUCUUAAGGAAGCAUACGUCAAAAUGACUGGCGAAGCUCUACUAGCGCCCUGGCUGCGCGAACUCGAGUUCACGAAUGUGAUUCCUCCGGAUCCUGUUGAGCCAUUGCUCGCAUCCAAAUCGUGUUCUACUCCUGGUCAGAAGAUUCCGCAGUCGCCGAAGAACUGGGGCGCGCCGUAUACGGAUGUUGUGGUUUCCAAGGGUCUUGAAAUACUCAAGAGUGUGCGGGUUGAGCUGGUUGCAUUUGAGUCGGACUACAUUGUUGCUACUGCGGGGAAUGGGUGCACUGUUGGUGUGAUUCCUCAGGUUGUUCAGGGAGGGAAUCCGAGUCGUCUAGGAGAUGAGAUUCGCGUGCGGUUGUCGGGUGGUGGCGUUGAGUAUCGCCGAAUCCCUAUUAGUUCUAAGAGGUGUCUUGGGGAUAUAGAUCCAUGGAAUCUGCCGAGUGCGCUCGAUGAUCCGUGGCUGCCGAUGCAGGAGGUCGAUAUUGACCUUGAUGUUCGGGCUUGUGCUGAAGGUCGCUGUUCUCAUCCGGCUGAAGGCGCUGAUAUUCUUUCAGCUGUUUCAGCUAUUAAGGAAAGGCGUUAG
Penicillium atrosanguineum is the source of this 1287-nucleotide messenger RNA. RefSeq names its product 4'-phosphopantetheinyl transferase family protein. Gene Ontology annotation, cellular component: cytosol. NCBI's taxonomy places the organism in Eukaryota, Fungi, Ascomycota, Eurotiomycetes, Eurotiales, Aspergillaceae. Gene Ontology annotation, molecular function: holo-[acyl-carrier-protein] synthase activity; magnesium ion binding. The transcript has a single exon. The record is from RefSeq and is a predicted model, not a curated record. The coding region runs from base 1 to 1287 and encodes 428 amino acids.